GUAACGCCGAGUGAGGACCUUUGGGCCGAUUACUUUUGCGGGCGCCAAGUUUCACAAACUCUGUGCGCAAUUAGUAAGAUAUAUUAGCAGCGUUGGAGGCUGCUUAGCGGUGCGGUGGCGCGCCAGACUUGAAGGGCCAUCAGAAGCGCCACCCACGGUUUGGCUGGCGCAGGCCCAGCGAAGUCCAUUUUAUGCGGUGAAUGUAUACGUCACGUGAUGACCACAGCUUGCCCCAACACAACCCCGGGGCCUCCGCUGGACGGCAGCCCGCCCGCCAGCCAUCGUCGCACCCCUCCGCGGCUCGCGAGCGCCCAGCAGGCCAGGCACCGGCCCUGCAGCAUGAUGGCAUGCACGUGUGGCCACGCGGCGGCAACCGACCUCGCGACCCGCGCCCUCAGCAACACCCCACUUCCGUGCAGCCCCUGCUGGCGCCGACCAACCAGCCGCCGUCCUCGGGGCUGGGUGGGCCGCCGAGGCGCGCGGCGCUGCCAGAAGCCCAGCACCGCGCGCCGCAGCGUGUGAUGGCACCGCAGCAGCCCGGCAUGCAGCCGGCAAUGCCCGCGUGGCUGCGCCAGCGGACGCCGCAAGACCGCCCGCCGCGGCCGCAGUCGCAGUCGCAGCCGGCGGGCCGCCCCUGUGAGGAGUGCCUCGUGUCGCACCAGCAGCAGCUGGACGGCUCAGCGCGGCAGCUGCCUCACUACGUCCGCCCUGCUGGACCGGAUGCGGCAGCAGCGGGCCGCGACUGCAGCCAGCAGGUGCGCAGCGGCGCGUCAGACCCAGGAGGCGGAACUUGGCGCGGCGGCGGCGGCGGCGGCGGCGGCAGCGGCGGCAGGUCAGCAGGAGCAGCUCAUGUGGUGCGACACAAGGGCGACCCAGUCACGCAUUGUAACCCGCACCCGCAUGGUCAGCAGGAGCGGCACUCGGAGCGCUGGCCAGGACCCGGACCUAGGCCGGUGCGGCACUGGCCAGGCCCUGGUGCUGCCGCUACCGCUGCCGCUGGCGCUGCUGGUGCACCUGGGAGCCGAGGCGCCGAUGUCGCCAGGGACCCGUCAGGGCCGCGGCAGCGCAAACGGCUUGGCGGCGAGGCGGCCGGCGGCGCAGCGCGGCAGCCCCGGCAGAGGCGGCAGUCCGAUGACGAGGACACGGACACGUGCACUGCGCGGCAAAAGGACCCCGCGGGCGGCGCCGUGGCCCCCUCAGCGGCAGUCGUGAUGCGGGACACGGGCAAAUGCGUUCAGGCGGCGGCGCCAGCCGGGGCUGGCGGCGACACGUUCAGGGUGCCGCAGGCAAGGCCGCCCACCCCGCGCAGCGCUGCCCUGCCUCACAAUGCCGCAGCCGCUGGCGGCCCGCCCGCCCACAGCCGCCGCCCGCUCACAGCCUCCGCCGCAGGACCAAGUGCGCCACCGUCAUCGCCGGCAGCCGGGUCGGUGGCACUGGGCCGGCUGCAGGCGAGCGCGGUGCUGCCGGUGCGCGGUGGCGACCGCAUCUCCGUGCCGCCGUCCGCGCUGGCGGCGCUGUGGCCGCACCUGGUGGAGGCGGUGCUCAGCGCCCCCCAGCCCCUGCAGCUGUAUGCAGACAUGCGCAGCCCACCUGCCGCCGCCGCCGCCGCGGCCGCGGCCGAGGCCGCUGCUGCUUCCACCCAUGCGCGCAGUGCCGCUGCCCCAGCGCCGGCCGGCGCUGCUGGCGGCGGCGCCGCCUCCUCGGGCAGCCCCGGCGGGCGGCUGCGGCUGCACCGGGGGCUGCAGCUGGUGCACAGGCCGGGUGGCGGCUGCUGGAUGGAGGGGCAGCGGGCGGGACAGCAGGUGGCGGCGCUGCUGGGGGAGCUGGGGUUGCGGCGGGACGGCGGAGGAGGCGGCGGCAGCGGCUUGGUGCGGGUGGCGGCGCACCGGCUGGUGCGGCAGGUGGCGGGUGGCGGCAGCACAGCGGGGCUGGUGUACGUGGCGUCUCGGGUCGGGGACGGCAGCGGCGGUGGCAUGGCGGAGGACGUGGAUGCGUCUAGGACGCCCGAGAGCGCGGCUGUGGCCGAGAGCGAGGACCAAGAUGAGGAUGAGGAUGAGGACUUCGCGACGCGCAGGCGCAGGAAGGGGGACGAGGGGGAGGAGACGCGGGAGCGGCGUGCCGCCCGGUGUAGCGGAGGUCGCGCCGCAAGCGCGCCCGUACUCAGAUACGCUGAUGCCAGCGGGAGCUGCAGUACCAGCAGCGAUGACCGUGGCAGUGGCAGUAGCAGCAGUGAAGACGAGGGGUACACAAGUUGCAGCAGCAGCGCCGGCAGCAGCAGCAGCAGCAGCAGCGACGGCUCGGAGGAGGAGGAUGACUCGCAGGAGGUGGAGCGGGAGCUGGGCAGCGCCGUGGCGUGGCUACUGGCGGGCCAGCAGGAGGGAACUGCGGGUGUGACUGCGGCUGUGUGUGCAGGAACAGCGGGGGCACCAGCUGCCUGCGGCGCCGAGCACGUGCACGAGGCGGGCGGAGAAGGGCCGCCGGCCGCCCGCCGGCGUCUGCCUCCCUGGCUGGUGCUGAGUGCCUCGGACAUCAGCAAGGGCAGUCUGGCGGUGCCGCGGCGGGCAGGGCAGUUGCUGUUCGGCGGCAUACGGCGACAGCGCUGUCGGGGCGGUAGCAGCAAGAGCCACCCCGCAGCAGCAGGCUGGGCAGCAGCAGGCGCCGCUGGGAGUGGCGGCGGCGGGAUUGUGACGACGACGGCGGCUGCAGCGGGGGUGGCUGGAGCGGCUGAGGAGGAUAGGGUGCUGCAGGAGGCGGCGGCGCGGCUGGUGCGGCGGCGGUGUCGGUGGAUCACCCGGGAUGGUAUGUCGUACGGCGGGGGCUGGUCGGUGGUGGAGCUGCUACUGCCGGUCACGGCACCAGAUGCUACAGUCGCCGCCGCUGCUAUUGAAGGCACCGAGGCCAUGGCCAGCAGCACAGACGGCGGCUCGGCGUCUCACCAGCAGCAAGAGCAGCAGCAGCAGCAGCCGCCACGGCUGUGGGCACGGCAGCAGGUGCUGCUGCGCUGGUGGCGGGGCCGCAGCCACGGCCACGUCACCCGGUGGACCCUCAACACCGGCAUCGCACAGACCUACGCCGCCCUGGGCGCGGAGGAGGAGCACGCACUGCAGCUGGUGCCGCUGCUACAGCCACAGCUGCCGCAGGCUGCUGCUGGCAGUAGCGCCGCACCGGCAGCAGCAGCGGCUGCGGGAGUUGUGGGGGCGGCGACGGAGGCAGCAGCGGUGGCGGCAGUUGCGGCUGUGGGACCCAUCCGGCGCUUCAUGGUGCGUUACUGGCGGCCGCCGCCCGGGCACGACGGGCACGGCAACCCAAUACGGUUACGACAGCGCGCGGCCAAUUUAGAUACGGGGACCGGGUCCGGGUCGGGUUCUGACAGCGACCAAGAGGCCGGCAGUGCCGAGGGCACUGCGGAUGCCACGGAGGAGGAAGACGAGCGAGAGGCUGAGCGCGGCACGGGGCCUGCAAGUCGAGCGGGCCUGCGGCGGCUGCGGCGGCAGGUCCAGAAGCAGCAGCAGGAGCAGCUGCGCCGCCGUCUGAAGCGCCGGCCGCAGCAGGACGAGGAUGAGGACGAGGAGGACGAGGAGGAGGAGGAGGACGAGCUGUCGCCGGGAGGACGUCAGGGGGUGGCCUGCGGGCGUGGCAGGCGGGGGUCUGGCCGGGUGGCCGCCAAGCGGCGCAGCCGACGGCGGCGUGACACAGAGGGUGCAGGUGUCAGCAGUGGCAGUGGCAGUGGCAGCAGCGGCAGUGGCAGUGGCGACAGUAGCAGCAGUGCGCCGGAGGACGAGGUGCACUGGGACGACAGUGACAGCGACGCCACUAGCGGCGGCGAGGAGGAGGACUACGUGGGUAUGGCUGCUCAUGCUGGAGGCGCCGACCGGGUUGGCGGCCGUGGCGACAGCGGUGGCCGAGGCGGCCUAUGCGAGGAGGUGGCAGUGGCCGCGGAGCACGGGUCUGGCCGGGGCGGCAGCAGCGCAGGCAAGAAGCGCGCUGCAGAAGACGAGGCCGCGGACAUGGGCGGCGCCGCCAGUCGCCAUGCGGCUGCGGAGGAGGGGGAGGGCAAUGAGCCGCUGUGGCAGCUGCAGCUCUCAGCUGGCAGGCCGAAACGAGGACGGCUGCUGAAGGAGGCGGCCAAGCCGGAGCCGAGGGGCUCACUGUGGCGGGGCCUUACGCCAGAGGCGGCGGAUGACCCGAGUGCCGCCGAAGCCAAGGGCGGCGCCGCCGCCCCACCAGCAGCGGCUGCAGCUGCAUGCACCGCCAGCUUCUCGCGGCCAUCGUGGGCGGCGCCGUCGCCGCCCCCCACCCCCCGCCCUGACUUGGGAUUGCAGCUGCCUGCCGCCGCCGCCCCCGCCGCCGCCGCCGCCGUACGCAUCAAAGCCCUCCAAGAUGGCGCGGAGGGCGGCCGCUUUGCGACGUCAGCGCAGGCCUCCAACCCGCCUCCUCCCCCUUCUCCACCUCUCAGCGCGCAGCCAGCCAAGCCCACGCACCUAGCUCAUGCCGAGUCGUCGGCCGCGGCCGGUCCGUUCGGCUGCAGCCCGCUGCUGCUGGACGGCCUGCCGCCGUGCGACCACCUGGCCGAGGAUGACCCCGCCGCCUGCCCUGCCAGCCGGGCGUCGUCGGCCUGCCUGCUGCUGCAACAGCCUGCCGACCUGCACAGCCUCCCCAGUGCCCCGACCCUAGUCCACCACGGCAGUGUCAGUGUCAGCGCCUGCAGUGGUAGUGGCAGUGGCAGCGGCAGCGGCAGCGGCAGCGGCCAGCACCUGCACGCACCGCUGCAUCAGGUGUGCGCAGUGCCUCUGGCCCAUCAUCAUCUGCAGCCCUCGGUUUCGGUCCCUUCGGCAGCGGCAACUGCGCCCUCCUCUGUGGCAGCAGCUGCAGCAGCUGCGCAGCCCCCAGCUGUGUCAGAGCCGCUACCGCAACAUGCAUCCAUCCCUUUGCUCAGCGAGCCGCCUCCCGCGCCCGCCGGCCAUCCGCUGCUGCCCGUCGGCGGUCUAGGGCCUUCCGACCUGGGCUGGCCAGCUGCGGGUGGCGUCACGCUGUGCGGCCUCACCUUCCACCCGGCCCUGGCGCCCGCCGUCGCGGCCGCCGCGGCGGCGGCGCAGGCGGCGGCAGCCGCCGUGGCGCAGCCCGCCACCCGGCAGAUGUCCCUGCCCGGCUUCAACUGGGAGGGGGCGCUGCUGCCGGGCGCUGACCCCGAUGUCCCCUGGCGGCGCGCCUUUGUCCGCCACGGGCUGCGGCUGACGCUCAUACGCAGCCACCUGGCCACGCUGCUGGGGCUGGCGGAGCAGCCCGAGGCGGCGCUGCCGCCCGAGGCCCCCAUGGCGCCGGGCCUGACGGUGCCCUGUGCCGACCCGCGGCGCGGCGGCGUGGGCUUGGCGGCGGCGGCGCCCAUCCGGCGCAGCUGCGUGCUGGGCGUGCUGGGCGGCUACGUGGCACCGCGCAAGGAGGCGGAGCGGCUGGCGGCGCUUGGGUUCAGGCAGCUUGGCGGCGCCGCGAGGGCGGAGCUGGCGGCGCGGAGCGAGGGCGGCGGCGGCGACGCUUUCGUGCCGUACUCGUGGCCGCUGUUGGUGGGCGCGUACCGCCUGCCAUACCCGGGCUGUACGACACGUGAGGAGUCGGCUGGGGGUAGAUGCGACGCCGGCGGCGGAGACGGCAGCGGCGGCGGCUGUAGCAGUGCUGCCGAGGAUGGCGGCAGCUGUAGCAGCUGGGAGCUCAACAUGCUCGGCUACGGCAACCUGGCGGCGCUGAUCAACGACCCCCGCGUGGAGCCGCGCGCCUGGGUGGAGGGCAAUGACGUGGAGGACGAGAGCGGCGUGGCGGAGAUGAACGCCAACGUGAUGGUGCUGCCGGUGUGUGUUCGCGGCCUGGUGCUGCCGGUGCUGGUGGCAACACGCAACAUCAAGCCCGGAGAGCAGCUGCUGCGGGACUACGGCGCGGCGUGGUGGCGUCAGCUGGGCGAGGCGUGGGCCGUGUGCGAGGAUGGCGGGCUGCGGGCGGACCAGCUGCUGCGCAGCGGGAUGCAGCAGGUCGCACUGGCGGUGCUGCAGCGGGCUCGCCCGCCCCGGGCUGCUGCAGCAGGGCCAUCGCCGGCGGGGGCACAGCCGCCACUGCCACAGCCACCAGUGGCGCCGGGUGGUCUGGCUGGUACCACCGCCGCUGUUGACGCUGCCGCCGCCGCUGCUGGUAAUGGUAGUGAAGCUGCAGCCACGGAUGUUGGGUCGCUGGCGCCAGUGCAGCAGCGGGAGCGCGUGAUAAAGCACGAGGGGCGGUCGCAGCCGGAGCAGGAGGAGCAGGCGCAGCCACAGCCAAAGCCAGACCAGGCGAAGCAAGAAGCGGAGGCACAGCAGCCAAAGGCGCAGCCGGAGCAGGAAGGGAAGGCGCAGCCUCAAGCAAAGCAGGACCAGGCGGAGACUGUGGCUACCCAGCGGCUCACAGAGCCAGCGCAACACACACAGCGGCCCCCGCAGGCACUCGCGCAGGCGCAGCAGGGAGUGCUGCUGCAGCCGUUGCCAGCCGUGCCGGCCCCCCCUGCGGAUGUGCAACAGCAGCCGCUGCAGCAUGCAGCGGUCGUGACUGAUGGCGGGCAAGGCAGCGGCGGCAGUAGCUGCGGUGGUGGCGGCAGCAGUAACAGCCGUAGCGAGAAGUUCAAUGCGCCGGUUGAGCAGCUGCCUCCGGAUGCUUCUGAGAAGCCUGGGUCGACUCGGGACCGCAGGCGGGUGUCCUGGACGGAGUUCGCGGCUCACAGUGCGCCUUCGCGUGCUGCGGCGGCGGCGGCUGAUGCUGCGGCGGCUGGUGCCACAGAGACCGGUGCCGCAGAGGCCGGUGCCGCGGAGGCCGGACCUGUUUCAGCCGACGCCAGCGCCCGCGGCAAUGCCGGCAUUGACAUCACUGGUGCCCGCGACCUGGAGCGCCGCGGCGGCAGCGCUGCAGCUCAGGGCGACACCGCUCAGGACGGCGGUCGAGCAGAAGCGCUCGAGGUGGACGACGGCGAUCGGAGGAGGAGCGAUGCAGGUGGCAGCAGUCCUGGCGGAGGCGGAGGCCGACGUCGGGACGCAGCAGCGUCCUUGCCGUCCUUUCCCCCGCCACCAGCCCUGCCACAGGCUCUGCCGCCACCGCCGCCUUGGCUGCCGUCGCUGGGACUGCCCAAAGAGCCGGAUUACGAUUCUCUGAACCCUUACGACAGCCCAGCAGUGACAUCUGCCGCGCGUGACACAGCUGCCGUGGCGCGGCGGGACGCCAACCCGCCCCCGGCACCUAGCCGCGGCCACAGGCUUGGCCGCGGUGCAGAAUGUGGUGACAGGAGCUCUGCCCGCGACCGCCACCGUCAGCGCGACCGUGACAAUGACCGCAAACGAGAGCGCGACGGCAUCCAUGACUUUGGCCAGGACCGAGCCCUGGACAGGGCCCGAGACCGUGACCGUGACCAGGAGCGGGAGCGCGACCGGGACUGGGACCGUGACCGUGACCGGGACCGGGACCGGGACCGGGACGGGGACCUGGACCGGGACCGCGGCCGAUGCUGUGAUCUGGAGCGGGACCGCGUGCGGCAGUGGAGCCGCAGCAGGGGCAGGAGCAGGAGCAGGAGCCCACACACGGACCGCCAGGACAGGCGCGGCGGCAUCAGGGACCCAGAUGCCAGGGCUGAGCCACUGCCGCUGCCGCUGCCACGCCGUAUGGACAGCCACUUACUUUUUGGUCGCAGCGGCAGGCGGGGGCAUUUUGGUUGGUAGAACCCUCAAGCGGGGAGGCUGCCAAGGAUGGGGCGGUGGUUUUUGGGGCGUACAGGAGCACGUCAGGUUUGCACACAAGUCUUGAGUUCCUUGUCUGCUUGAGUUCCUUGCUUGGGUUGGCUGUACGAGUUUGCAAAGGGUGUGCGGGCCGCUAGAUAGCUGGCGGCGACCUGUUGGCUGGCGCAAUGCCCGCGUAUGUUUAUCUGGGCGCUUCAUUGCCCUAAGCCGAGUCGUCGGGCAGGUUCGAUUUUGUGGCAUGAGAUCCGCCUCACCCUGGUUGGCGAACGCGCUUGAGUGCUGUGCCGCAGUAGGGUGGGCAUACAUAGCACAUUCCGGCUUUACAAAUAGAACACAGGACAGAAGUUUGGCUUUCGAUGCGCUAGUGAAUGAGGCACGGAAGGCAUGGGCGAACCCGGCGGGAGACGGAUGGUGCGCGCGAUUGUUCCGCGACGGUUUGUUGUGUGUGACCUGGGUAUAUUAGCUGGCAACCUGCAUUAUCAGGCGUGUCGUGCCGGUGUACAGCUUCUCAGAUGCUGCUCAUGUCGUGCACAAACGUUCGCUGCUACUGCAUGGGCAGCAGUAGUUUGCGUGUUGUCGUUGAGAACGUUGCUCAGUAUUGCGGUACGUCAUAGUUUUACGUCAGCUUUUGGAACAUGGUACUAUUGUCAUGCUCCUGGAAUUCAUUACCAUACUGUAGUGGGGUAGCUAAAUGGAUGGAAGGCCAGCACUGGUGAGUCCACAUCCGAGUGGGCGGAUGCGGCAGACGCGGCGUUGCAUACCGUAGAUCGUGAUAGCCGGUGAGCCGGGCCGCCCGGGGACAGAUUCCAGAUUUCAAAGUUGGAAUACGGUGGUGAGCCUGGCGUGAGGAGAGUCUGUUGCAAUGUAAUGUUGUGAGUCGCGUACAGUGAUGGCAAAUUUAUGUCGCGUGUGUGGGCAGGAUUCCGGAGACGAGCUGACGAAGCUUGGGAUACAGGGAACGUCCAUGCGGGGGCUGGCUGGUUGAGAGCCCAGCGGUCCGCACGGAGCCAAGGCUUAGGAAGGCUUAGGGCUUCGCAGAGGCUCCAGCACUCCAUGCCCCCUGGCCCCUGCGCUGGGAGGCCCGUGCGCUGGCAGCAGCACGCCAGGCGAUGGGCUGGGCUUUGCGUGGGCCACCCGGCGGCGCUUUCGCCAGUAGUAAGACGUCCC
Chlamydomonas reinhardtii is the source of this 8909-nucleotide messenger RNA. RefSeq lists its product as uncharacterized. Lineage: Eukaryota; Viridiplantae; Chlorophyta; Chlorophyceae; Chlamydomonadales; Chlamydomonadaceae. The record is from RefSeq and is a predicted model, not a curated record. The transcript is spliced from 3 exons. Bases 201 to 7724 code for a protein of 2507 amino acids.